Molecule: messenger RNA, 468 nt
Organism: Brassica oleracea var. oleracea
Lineage: Eukaryota; Viridiplantae; Streptophyta; Magnoliopsida; Brassicales; Brassicaceae
Product: protein SENSITIVITY TO RED LIGHT REDUCED 1-like
Exons: 1
Coding region: 1-468 (155 amino acids)
Biological process (GO): microtubule-based process
Cellular component (GO): cytoplasm; nucleus
Source: RefSeq, a predicted model, not a curated record
AUGGCUAUUGUAAGUAGUAAUAGUGAGUGGACAGAAGAAAGACAUGAAACAACGAAACCAAAACGUAAAGGUCAAGAAAAAGAAGGGCAUGAUCUUGAAAUCGAUCAUCAGAGGGAAGAGAGACUGAAACAACAAAUGGAAAUCUCUAUGAAGAAAAUCGAGAGCUCGGAGUUUUACAUUCACAUCAUGUCAGGCUCUGAAACACAGCUGCAGAUGGUGAUUUACGGUAUAGGCAGCAUUGAGUCUCGUCAAAAACCAAGGUUUCAAAUGAGCAUUGCAAUCUUGAUGAAGAGAGAGUUUGAUUGGGUUGGCAACAACAUUGAAGUAUUUGAUCCACUCCUCUCCGGAACAGAAUCUCGUGUCAUAACAUUUCUUGGAUGCACGGUUCUGUCUGUAAACGAGGAAGCUCGCAGGGAAGUUUUAAAGCCAACUCUUUUCUUUAUGGGGAUCGAAUCCACAAGGAGCUAG